Messenger RNA from Vespa mandarinia (Asian giant hornet), 2902 nucleotides. RefSeq names its product SWI/SNF-related, matrix-associated actin-dependent regulator of chromatin, subfamily a, containing DEAD/H box 1 (gene Etl1). Gene Ontology annotation, molecular function: ATP binding. NCBI's taxonomy places the organism in Eukaryota, Metazoa, Arthropoda, Insecta, Hymenoptera, Vespidae. The record is from RefSeq and is a predicted model, not a curated record.
GAUCUAAGACGGUCACAGAUGGCACACUUUGUUGUUUGCGGGUCGUCGAAAAUGGCAGUGUCUCCGAUCUUAUAUUUAAUAGUCUUUUAACUUUGUCUCUGUUGCGAAUAAAAAUGUUUUUUUGUCAGUGUUCCUCUUUUGUUUGAUACAAUGUCAGAUUCAAAUUCACCUAAAGCAGAUUCAAGUAAUCCUAGUCCCUUGGGUAACUUACGGCAAUUCCGUUUUCAAAAGAAAGUGAAAAGAAUAAAUAUGUCUGAUGAUGACAGUAAUUUAGUAACUCCUGACAUACAAUCACACCGAAGACCUGUCAAUCGUAUUGAAGAUAGUGACAGUGAUAUUGGAAGCCCUGUCAAAGUAAAUGCUACAAAUUCAGAAAUAGAAAAAGAAUCUGAAGAUAAACAGAAGGAAGUAAAACUCAAAUAUUUAACUACAUUAUAUCCACAAAAUGAUACAGUUUAUAUACAAGAAGUACUUAAUAAUGUUAAUUGGAAUAUCGAAGAAGCUGAAGACAUCGUUAAAAAAAACAGAAAACGAAGUUUAAAAGGAUCCAGUAAAAGUAGCUAUAAAAAGCGUAGAAAAUUAAAUGUUGAAGAUGCCGAUGUAGAUUCAGAUGAAGUAAAAUAUAAGGACAAAGUAUUUAAUAGUGAUGACGAUUCGGAUGCAGAAAUUUCAAAUGAUUUAACUCAUGAUAAAAAAGCAGUUCUGGAAUUCAUGCGAACUGCACUACUUUCUGAAUUGCUUUUGAUACCACAAUGUUCUCAAAAAAGAGCAGAAGCGGUAAUGGAAGCAAGGCCAUUUGAAAAUUGGAGAGAUCUGGUUUUGAAAUUUCAAAAUAAUAAGUAUUUGGAUACAGAACUUUUAAAUUCAACUCAGGAAUUAUUGGCUACAAGACAAGUAAUAGAAUCUCUUAUGAAAAAAUGCAUUCGUUUGUCUACAAAUCUGGAAAAAGCAGUUGCUGCUGGUGCAUCUACUAUAAAACAGCAACCAAGAGGAUUGUCACCGAGAUUAACAUUAGCGCCAUAUCAAAUGAUUGGUUUAAAUUGGCUUGCAGUUAUGCAUGCCCAAAAUGUAAAUGGUAUACUUGCAGAUGAAAUGGGAUUAGGAAAAACUGUUCAAGUAAUAGCUUUUCUUACAUAUCUAAAUGAAGCAGGACUUAACGAUGAAAAAGAUGGACCUCACUUAAUAGUUGUUCCAAGCUCAACAAUGGAAAAUUGGUGUAAUGAAUUAGAAAGAUGGUCACCUGGUUUAAAAGUUGUUCAAUAUUAUGGUUCUCAAGAUGAACGUAAAGAAAUGAGAAUGUCGUGGCGAAAUGGUGAUCUUGAUGAUGUAGAUGUUUUAUUAACUACUUAUAAUUUGAUCAGUAGUACUCCAGAAGAGCGUAGAUUAUUUCGUGUUAUGCCAAUACAUUAUGUAGUUUUCGAUGAAGCUCAUAUGCUUAAAAAUAUGAGUACUAUUAGAUAUGAAAAUCUGGUUAGAAUUAAUGCUAAACAUCGUAUUCUUUUAACUGGUACCCCAUUACAGAAUAAUUUACUGGAAUUAAUGUCUCUUUUGAUAUUUGUAAUGCCUUCUUUGUUUGCUGGCAAACAAGCAGACAUAAAAAGUUUAUUUUCAAAGAAUUCUAAAAUGUCAUCAGACAAAACAAAUAAACAACCCUUGUUUGAACAACAACAAGUUAAAAAUGCAAAACAAAUAAUGCGCCCUUUUGUCCUUCGGCGACUUAAAUCAGAGGUUCUUUGCGAUUUACCUGAAAAAACGGACGAAGUGAUACGAUGCACUUUGACCAAGAAGCAAGAUCGUAUGUAUAAAAAUUUAGUUGAGAAAUUCUCUGUUGAAGCUAAUGAAAGCGCUGAAGUGAAUGGAGUUGGUAUGAUGAUGCAACUAAGGAAACUUGCAAAUCAUCCACUCUUAGUUCGAGAUUAUUAUAAAGAAUCACAGCUUAAGAAUAUAGCAAAAAAAUUAGCUGCAGAGCCUGGAUAUAAACAAAAAAAUCCAGAUUACGUAUUUGAAGAUUUGUUCUGGAUGUCUGAUUAUCAAAUAAAUCAGUUAACACGAAUAUAUAAAAGUUUGGGUGGAUUUGGAUUACCUCAAGAAUUUAUACCCGAAGCUGGCAAAUUAAAAAAACUAGAUGAACUCCUACAAAAUUUAAAAGAAAAUAAUCACAGAGUAUUGAUUUUUAGUCAGUUUACAAUGGUAUUAGAUAUUUUGGAAGAAUACUUAACUAUUAGAGGACACAGAUAUUUAAGAAUGGAUGGAAGUACACCUGUAACGGAAAGACAGUCUCUUAUAAAUGAAUACACAGAAGACAAUAGUAUAUUUGUAUUCUUAUUAUCUACAAAAGCAGGUGGACUAGGUAUUAAUCUAACAGCUGCUGAUACCGUUAUAAUUCAUGAUAUAGAUUUCAACCCAUAUAAUGAUAAACAGGCAGAAGACCGUUGUCAUAGAGUGGGUCAAGAAAAACCCGUACGUAUACUAAGACUUUUGGGGCAAGACACUAUAGAGGAAGGCAUGUAUGAAAUAGCUCAAGAAAAACUUAAUCUUGAGCAACAGCUUACUGGUAGUGAAGAAGGGGAGAAUACAGAUAAAAAAAGUGUUCUAAAAUUAUUAAAAAUGACACUUGGACUGGAUCCACACAAUAGAUCAUUAUCAUUAUCACCAACAAAAAAUUCUAAUAAAAUACACAGCGAACUUGUAGAAAAUCAAGCAGAUAGUGAUAUAGAAUUUUGAUUAAUACGUUUUUCUGUAUGGAACAGAAUAAUAAUUUAUAAAAGGCAAUGUAUCGACGCACAUCAAAGAAGAGGCAUAUUUAUAUCAAUGCAUUUUGUAUCAACACAAUGUCACUUAUAGAAUUUAUAUAUAUUAUUUAAUUUCUAUAAUACACUUUUGUAGGGUAGCUUUCCAGGAA